UAUCGCCGCGCGGUGCGUGCCGGGAGGAGCAGGGGGGAUAAAGAUGGCGACGCGCGGGCUGAGUCUGACUGAGCUAUCCAGUGGAAAUCCUAUAUAUGAAAAAUACUAUCGACUGGUGGACCCAGGCAACACGGGUCAGGUGGGCGCCGCACAAGCAGUGGUCUUUUUAAAGAAGUCUGGAUUGCCCGACCUGACGCUAGGCAAGAUUUGGGAAGUCGCCGACCCGGAGGGCAAAGGCUACCUUGAGAAACAGCGACGGUAUUGACGCACUCAGGCACGCGCAUGCUCUCUCUCGACUACGCCUUGCCCCACAGGGCUUUUACGUGGCGCUGAGGCUGGUGGCGUGUGCGCAGAACGCUCUCAAUGUCUCCCUGAGCAGCCUCGACUUCCCCGUGCCCGUCCCCAAGUUUGAGCUCGAUAGCCCAGCGAUGAUAGCUCCUCCUCAAGGCCCCGACAUCCCCUGGGCUGUCAAGCCGGAAGAGAAGGCCAAGUUUGACAGCAUCUACGACAGCCUGAAGCCCCAGAAUGGUCUCCUGUCAGGAGAGAAGGUCAAACCUGUGCUGCUCAACUCAAAACUUCCCGUGGAGACGUUGGGCCGGGUGUGGGAUCUGAGCGACAUCGACAGAGAUGGUUUCCUUGACAGGGAUGAGUUUUCCGUGGCAAUGUACCUCGUGUACCGGGCCUUGGAAAAGGAACCCGUUCCACUCGCUCUGCCCAUCAAGCUCAUCCCUCCGGCCAAGAGGAAACCGGGUCUCGUGUCGUCCGCUUUCGCUCUGCCAAAGGUACAGAGCCAAGCGGUGAGCGCGGCAGAGAGAUUCAAGUACGACGAAAUGUUCACAAAACUGGACAAGGACGGGGACGGUCAGGUCACGGGCCUGGAGGUCAAGGAGGUGUUUAUGAAGACCGGCCUCUCUCCCGCCGUCCUCGCUCAGAUCUGGGCGCUGAGCGACACACGGCAGUGCGGCAAGCUGACGAGGGAUCAGUUCGGCAUGGCCAUGCAUCUUGUGCAGGAGAAGAUUGGCAGGCGAGCCAGCCUCACCACCGGGACACCGCCCUCUCCGCCGGACCAAGCCACAGCCACGACAGCCGCCACCGCAGCCACGGCCGUCACCACCUCCGCCACCGCCGAGCGGAGACCGUCGCGAACGGAGAGUCCACUUCUCCCUGGUGGGCUCACAGACUUCUCAGCAAUCAAAGCCCUGGAUGCCAUUUCAGACGUACACAGGGAGAAAAGCGCGGCAGAGGCUGAGAUCAAGGACCUCGAGGAUGCCAACAAGCAUCAUGCGGCAGAGGUGCAGGAGCUGCAGAGCGAGUUGGAGAGAGAGAGCAGUCGACUCCGAGCGCUGGCGGCCACGCGGGAAGAGACGGAGCGGCGGGCGUCCGAGCUCGAGACGGAACGAGCAGAGUUGGCCGAGAGGCUGGCCGACACGCGGCGGCAGUGCCAGAAUGAGGCCAACCUGAUCUCGUCGCUGCAGACGCAGAUGGCGCAGCACGAGGAGGGCGUGCGCACCGGCCGCCACGAGAUGGCCGAGGCUCAGGCGCUGCUUGCGAGCCUGCGGCAGCAGCGCUCGCGGCUUGAGCAGGAGGUGCAGGCGAGCGGCGCGCGCCUCGACGCCAUCACUGCCUCCGUGGCGGAGGCGCAGAGCGAGGUGGGGCAGACCAAGGUGUGCUUGACGGAGCUCAUCCACAAGAGCGAGCGACGCAGCAUCCGUCGCAGCGUCAGCCGCCAGAGCAACACGAGCACCAAGUCGUGCUCGCCCGUGUCGCCCGGCCCGCCCGGCACGCCGCCCAUGCGGGCCUUCCGCUUGCCGUCCACCACCGCUGCCAUCACCGCCAACAACAACAAUGCCGUUAACAACAAUAACAACGCCGUCGCCACUGCCCCGCGCAACACCACUCCCAGCGGCGCGGAGAACGGUGAACAACCGGAUGCGGAGACGAGCAGCCUUGGGGAGGCGGUGGACGGCAGAACGUCGUCCGAUCAUGACCGCGCGGCCGUCGGCGCCACCACCAACAGCAGCCCUGUGAGUUCCAUGAGUGGGCUGAGCGUGAGUUCCGGCAUCACAGAAACCAAGAUGGAGGAGAACAACCCGGAUCUGGAUGAUCCGUUCCGCAGCGCCCCACCCAUAUUUGCAGACUCUUCACUCUUCUCCUCCAGCGACCCGUUCAAGGCGGACGAAAUAUUCAAAGACCCCUUCAAAGGCCAUGACCCAUUUAAGAGUGACCCCUUUGCAACGGACGACACUUCUCCAGGCUUCUCGUCGGACCCGUUUGGCGGAGACCCCUUCAAGGACAGCGACCCAUUUGCGGCGAGCGAGCCGGAGGAGAAGUUCUUCAACGCGAGCGCCGUUCCUGCCGCGGCGCCAGCUGGGAACAGCAGCAGUGACAAUGGCAGCGCUGUCCCUGCCUCCCAGGACGACCCAUUCAGCGCCUUGAACUCUGACCCCUUCGUCAUGACCGUUGAGACCUCUGCCGCUCCCACCGAUUCUGCGGAUCCGUUUAAAAGCAACGACCCCUUCAAGCCAGGAGGAGUUAUGAUUGGCAAGGCCUCUGCCAGUGACCCCUUUGCGACAGUGGAUGGGUUUGAAGAUGUAGGCUUUGGCGACUCUUUUGCCGACUUCAGCCAGAUGUCGUCGCCAACCGAGAACUUGCCUACUGAGGACGAUAACAACGACGGUGCGGGCACGCCGCCGGAGCCUCCGCCGCGAACCGCCGCGGUCUUCGCGGGAGGGCAGCCGCUGGCCUCCUCCUCCAUCGCCGUGGAGGAGCGGGCGGCACUGGAGUGGGAUGCGAAGGAGCGCGAGUCGCCCGUCGUUCCGCCGCGCAAGAGCAAGACGCCCAGCCCCGUCGCGGUGGCCCCCAAAGAGGAAGUUCUGUCGCUCAAACGCAGCGAGUCAAGAUCUGACAAGGCCGAGGUUGAACACAAGAUCAGCAACACCUCCAGCCCGGAUCCAUGCACAGGUGUCUCCGGUGCGGGCAGCGACGCCGUGAAGGCGUUGGGGAAGCCGGGAAGCUUUGACGACCCCUUCGCUGGCUCCGACCCGUUUGCCUCCAACUCGCCCAAGAAUCCGGCUGCGAACACAGGCAGCAAGUUCCCAGCGUUCAAAAAUAUCGUGAGCGAGGAGGACCAGCUGGCGUGGGCCAAGCGCGAGAGCGAGCGCGCCGAGCUGGAGCGCCAGCAGAGGCUGCGCGAGCAGGAGCAGGAGGAGCUGGAGCUGGCGAUCGCGCUCAGCCAGUCCGAGUCGUCUUCGACCGCCUGAGCCGCGUCGGACCCCGCACUCUGACCUCGUCGUUGCAGCUCCCCCCACCGAUCUCUCCCCCUGUCUCGUACUCUCUCAAGCUUCCCCCCACCCCCUUCCCAGCGGCUCUCCGGCCGGUGACGGAAGCUACGGCCCACGGGUCAGGGUUCGGCGCGGGGCUUCAUUUCAUCCGGCCCACAGUCGCCACACACAGUUGGCCUGCCGCUUCUAAACGGCGCGCUAAACGAUAUUUAUCCGUCACCGCAAGCAUCUUCGCCGCUCUUAUCGGGCACUGGGGGGUAGAGAUAUUUUAAACCUGGCGUCGCUCUGAAUCUAAUUUUCGCUCGCCAAGUUCCUUUUGUCCACCGCGUGGGCUUUUCGCGGUGACAGAAGGACACUGAGGUGUGUGCGAACGUGUGAAUGUGAAUGUAUGGCUCUGUCAAAGCUUGAGGUAAAGGUUCUCAACCUCCCGCUUUAAGGAGGAAGCGUGAAGAAACGAAACUAUUUAAAACUACUAAACUAUUUUUAAUUUUACCAGGUAAGGCCCACUGAGCUGUGUUGCUCUUUUCUUGCAUAAGCGACUUGGCCACAUAUAAUAGCUCAACUAGAAGUGGUAUAUCACGUGGAAAUUUAUAGCAGACAGAUAACCGAAGGACCCGAAGAAAAAUCCAUGCGACCACGGGCAGAGAGAGACGCGCAAACUGCAAAUAUGCAUCAGGCGUCAAGGGUCGGGAUUGAACCCACGCACUCCUCCAUACCAGGGACGGAGUUCCACCGUCGGAUGAAAGACAUCGACGCGGUGAAUCGGGGCGUCGUGGCAGCUAGAUUAACGUACCGACAGAUGGUGGGACCGAGGGUUAUCGCGUGAAUAUUUUUGCGCGUAAGUUUAGCAGAAGAAUUCUCCUCCGCUCCUUGUGCUUUUUAACGAACUCGCGGAAAUUUUGACCGAGGGCGUUAAUCGUGGUUUGGAGAAUCUCACAAAUACAAUGCCUAUAAACGUAUUUAUUAGUAUUUCAUUCAAUUAGAAUGGCUGCUAUUUCCCUACGAUAUUCUCUACAUAUUUCCACACGUUGCAUGCUUUAGGGUAAGGGUUUUUGCAGCAGUUUAACAUGUUAAAGGCGUCAACGUGUAAACAAAAAGGAUGCGUCUCAUACGGUUUUCCGAACAAUUUUAAUUGCUCUUUAGAGGUUUAUCAGUGUUCAUCAAUAUCUGGCGUAUUUUUGAAAAACCACCUUGCAGUGGCCUUCAUACGCCUAAGAUUAUGAACUCUAUCUCGUAUACAUGCAUCUCGGCAUUUAAUCUUCACCGAAAAUUUUGAGCGAGAGCUCCGUUCGUCCCUCGUUAGUGAGGUGGAAAAGGGGAGUACAUGGCAUCGCCGAAGAAAGGCGUGUGGACGAGACAUUUUUCAGAAGAUAUCCUCCCCGGCGUUCGUAGCUGCGCGCGUGGUGGGAGGUGCUGGGAUGUCUGAAGUUGAUCUUGCUGCUUUAAACCUCCACUACAUUGAAUGUAUGUUUCAUUGGUGCCGCUGCCAUUGAGUCGGGCUUGGUUGUUGUGUGUACCCCGUUGGUGGGUGUGUCUCUAUGUGUACGUGUGUCUAUGCGUACGCACGCGUAUGCUCGUGUGCGUGGGUACGUGUGUGGGUUCGAUGUCUGUGACGGUAGGUGUUGCCGGUCGCCUUUGUUGAAACGUCUCUCCUGAAGCUCCCCACUCCUAGCGGUUGUUGUCCUCUGUUCGGGUCCGCCAAGUAGUUACGUGUUGCUCGCAACGCACACGGGCCCUGGAAUGUGCGCGUCGCUUCUUUGUGUUCUUGAUGCAAAAGCAACAUGCGCGUGCGCACAUCCUGUGUGUCUCGCUCUCUCUCUCUGUCUUAUCAGAGUGUUUCUGUCCUUGCGUUUCACUCCGUGUGUAUCCGUAUCACUCUUUAUCCUUCUCUGACUACAUAUUUCUGAGUGACCGUCUCAAUAUUUCUACGUUUGUGCUUCUCCUUGCCUCUCUCCCCGCCUUAUCCAUGUCCGUGUGCGUUUGCCUCUUCGUGUUGAAACGGGACUGCUUUUAGAUCAGCAUCACGGGGAAGGGAGAUUUUAAUUGAGUCGCAGGCCGAGCAAGUCUUGGAAAACUGUAGACAUUCUAGCCACUUGCAUUUAAGCAAUCUUAAUGGACAUAUCAGCAGUGGGUAUAUUGGGUGGCUGGGAGAUUAUGGUGUUUUGGGGAUUCUCAAUCCAUUAAUUAUCUGGCUCAUCGGUAACAUGAAACAUCUUAUUGUGGACAUGAAGUCGCAUUGCAGACCUGUUACAACAUGUGACUGCUAUUCCUGCGUGUGGUGCGACUCAUCAUCAUUGUUCCGAGGUCCACUAAAAUAGGUACUCCUUUGUGGGAAGUCAUCAACAUGCUUUUAACCCAUUGAUAGACUGGUUUUCGCCAUGAGAAUGUAGACGUUAUCCCUUUGUCAAACGGAGCCGCCAAAUGCUCAUUGGAGCGUCAAGACACAUUGAUAAAUCUCAUACACUCCAGUGCUCCCGUUUUGCCUUACGGAUUCAUUGAAGCUUCAGACCAACUCCCCCACCCCACCCCCCCAUAUACUUCUUCAGCGCAUUCCGUUGCAUCGCAGUGCUGCCGACUUCAAUUCACGCGCCCGGUGCGAUGAAUGGUUUGCUCCGUUCGUUCGGUAACGCCGCGUUAGGGUAAUAAUGGGGCUUCUCAAAACUCCCUCGGCCCUUUCACCCCCUCUCUUCAUCCCCCCCUCCAUCCCCCCCACCAACCCCUAUCACAGCCGAUCCUUUCACGUUGACCGAUCAACAGACGGUUAAACCGUGGUAAGAUUUGCCUGUGGUGAUGCUGAUGAACGCACGGGAUUUAGUUCAGGAUUUUUUUUUUUGCCGAGCUUUGAGUUGUGAGCACGUGGAUCGUUGAAACCUGUGGCUUGCGCCCCUUGCCGGACACUUGUGAAUUCAGUGACCGUGUAUCCGACGGUUUCGCUUGAAAAGAGGGCGACGUAGCUAUGGUCUGAACCACUUCCAGAUGCAGUUUGAUCGCAAUAUAUAUAACUGCACAGAUACUUGCGUUGAGUGUCACGAUGGGCAGCGAGAUGCUCAUUACAUAGCGCGUACGUCGGGCGGACUCGGAGCGAACGAACUUGUCACCCACGCCGGGGAUGGCGACGGUGCCGCUUUGGGUGUCGCGAACGCAGCCAUCGCCGCCAUCCACGGGCCACAUUUCCUACAGCUGUAGAAUACUUCAUAAUGAAGGGGGGGGGGGGGUUAUUUUGCGUAAAUAUGCAAAUGUGUCGUUAACCCGCCACCGGCCGACGCAGCCAAUUAGUAAGGUUUGUCGUGUAAACAAAACGUGCCAAUUAGUUAAUAGUUCCGCACACCCCGGUGUGUUGGGGAGUAAACGCACAACAUUUACAAUUUACUCUCCAGCACACGUGCUGUUUGUGACAAAUCUCACUAAUUGGCUGUGUCGGGUGGUGUUGAGUUAAAGACACAUGUGUAUGCGAUCUAACCCAACAAAAACACCUUUAUUACGAAUAAUAUUUGUCGCGAAAACCUGCUACGUGUUAAGCUGUAGAAUUGCUUCAACCUUCGCAUUGACAUUCCAAAUACGUGUUAUUCAUUCGGUCGAUGUUUGGAACCUUUUGGCGGCGGGGGGUUGGUUGGUUGGUCCUUGCUUGUGAAAGCCAGCCAGCCCCGUGAGCGCGGUCUACCACCAGUAUCGGGGUAGUCGCCUGUUCUCGACACGGACAGAGAGGACGGAGAGAGACCGCUCACGGCACAUGCGGCGCAUGCUGACGCGCGCGGUAGGUUCGGAUGGCGGGUCCCGAGUUUCGUGUCCCGCGACCGGUUCAGUUCGGUGAAGGUGAAGAAGAACGAUCAAAGGCUGCUUUAAAUGCAGCCCUCGGUGGCGGCGGUGGUGGCUCUCAGCCGCCGUUUGAGGAGUUGGGAGGGGUUAAGUAGCUGUCGCUCGCGUCUCUCCAGCCGACAACUACCUGCUUUAUUUAUUGGGUGGGUUGAGGGGUGGGGGGGAUUCAUGUAUACAAAGGAUAUAAAGGUGCGUAAAAGCACUUCACACGGAUGUCAAUAACGGCAUAAUGCUGUGAAUAGCGCUGUACACUGCAAUAGCGGAGCCGCUCGCUCUAACACUCGAGACCAGGCCUCUGGAUUGUCAGAGCUAAACCUUGCACCCUAACCAUGACCUAGGUUGUACUCUGCAUGUGUGCGCCUCCUCUGUGUCAAACGGUUACUCUCGGUGCUUAAAUAACCGCACGUGGGAAGCUAUCGCGACGUCACAAGAGUGACGUGUCAUCAUCCUGUGACGUCCCUCGCCGUCAGCUUGGGUUGGCGCACGCGGUGGUGCGCUGCUACCUGCGAAAUGUCUUCGUCGCGAGCCGAUAUUACAACUGGAGUGUAACUUGGAAUAAAUGCGAAAACACACCACACACAAAAGCUAGCUAAACAAUGCAAUCGCACACCGCUAUGGCUUGGUUGUAGCCGCUUACCCCUGGAGCCGCUUGUAAAUGAGAUGUUCGUGGAAGCUGCCCCGGUAGUCGUCGAGCGGAGAUCGGUGGUCGAUGGCGUUCAACACGUCUCGUUAACGUUGUCUGUCGCGUGUGAUGUUGAUUGUAGGUGGAGAAAAGAAAUGAAAUCCUCGCCGUAAGUUAUUUUACCCAAACAAUGGCAUCUCGCUCCAGGGAGAGCCGCGCAGCAUCGAUGAUUUAGGUCUUCAGAAUAAAUUGUCUUUGAGUCGAAGACUGACACCUUCGCAACCUCGCACCCCCAAACCCCCUCGGCUAUUAAAGAGUCCAAAGUCGCCUGGCGUUCAAGGCAGAGGCCGUUUUCUGUUGUGCUCUGUGUGGCUUCCGAGAAGUUUUAGUUGCAAGUCAAUGAGAUAAGGAAACGGAAGAAUACGUGCCGAUAGAUUUUAUUUUCGUAACCUAUGGCUCACGGUCACCUUAAAUCCAGACCUGGUAAAGACUAACCACUUUGCUUUCUUUUUGCAAUUAGGAAAAAAAUUUUUUAAAUAAUAUAUAUACUGUAUAAUGAACAGGGAAGUGUGGCGCACAGAGAUUUUGUAAUGAUGCAUAAACACUAUUACAUAAGCCUGUUUGUACACUUAAUAUCCGAACUGGCUUCUCUCGGUGUGCUCAAAGUGUGGUUUUAAACUGCCCAUGGGUUGUUGAUGUGGUGUGAGUGUGUGUACAUGCACCACGAAGGGCCCUGUGUAUAUGUGUUCAAUUACCCAGCAUUCGUGUGCGUGAAGUCGUUAAUCCUACCUAAUUGUAUAUUAUACACUGUUCAUUGUUAAAUAAAGGUGCGUAUGUUAUAAAGUGA
This is a messenger RNA of Lethenteron reissneri (Far Eastern brook lamprey), 8566 nucleotides long. Its product is annotated as epidermal growth factor receptor substrate 15-like. Lineage: Eukaryota; Metazoa; Chordata; Hyperoartia; Petromyzontiformes; Petromyzontidae. Gene Ontology annotation, molecular function: protein binding; calcium ion binding. The record is from RefSeq and is a predicted model, not a curated record. Gene Ontology annotation, biological process: endosomal transport; endocytosis. Gene Ontology annotation, cellular component: plasma membrane; cytoplasm.